AUGUUGCCAGAGGAUCCAGCUUUCAAUUUCGUCAGUUAUGCAAGGUCCGCGAACCUCUUGGAGCCCUGUCCCCCACUGGUUCAAUUAUCAAACGACACCUCCACAUCCUGGGCUCAAGAUGACAACUCCUCAUUGGGCUCUUGGGAUUCCUUUGAAACGGUAGUCCCUGGGAGGACCUCUAUUCUCAAAAGUGCAUUUAUAGCUAAAUACUUCGCUCGUGAAGGCGAAAAAGCACAUACGCCACCACCUCCACCACCACCAAGAAGGUUUUCCUAUCUGGGAAAAGCGUUGGACCAUCCGGAAAAUUAUGCUAAGAUAGACCAAUACGGGCCCCUAGGUCUCAACACCCUCUUCGAUCCAUCUAAACCUGCUAUAGCAGACUUGGUAUUCGUUCAUGGUCUUGGAGGAGGUUCAAAGAAAACGUGGAUGAAGGAGAACAACCCCUCGUCAUUUUGGCCCCAAGAAUGGCUUCCAAAAGAUGAUAGCUUCCAGAACGUCCGAAUCCAUAGUUUUGGCUACAACUCAAACUGGAGGAACAAGGAGAAUGUUCUCACGAUACAAGACUUUGCAAAAGCACUGCUGGCCGAUAUCCAAAAUUGCCCUCGGAUUCCAAGAGGAUCUCACGUAAGUCACAGUUUUCAAUCUAUAUUAACCAUCAACGACGAGUUCUCCAGAUAUUGCCAGCAUCUCAAGAUCUAUUCUUGCUACGAAACACUCCCGGCAUCAUUAGGUCUCACAAGGACCAUUGUAGUUGAGAAAGACCAGGCUGUACUGGGCUGUGCUAAUGAAAGGUCUACAUUCUUAAACACUGACCAUCGCAGAAUGUGCGAGUUCGAAGCGAUUUCCGACCCGAAUUAUCAAACCGUCCGUGAUGUUUUAGCAUCCGCCGUUGCUGAUUUAUACAAUCACGAUGCUCGCUGGCGGCAAGAGCUGAAAGAAUGCCAACAGAGUCGUCUUGAUGAAGUCCUUGGUGUAACAACAGCCGUCGAACAUGAUUUUAUAGAGAUCGAUCGCCUACGCACGCCAGGUACCUGCCAGUGGCUGAUAGAAAAGCAAAGCUUUCGGGAGUGGCAAGACUGCCCUAAGGGCACGCAAAUUUACUGGAUGAAUGCAAGACCAGCUACUGGCAAGACUGUCCUCAGCGGAAAAGUAAUCGCUCAUCUCAAAAGCGUUGGGUUAGAUUGCAGCUAUCACUUUUUCAAGAACGGCAACAAGUCCAACAGGUCAGCCAUCAGGUCAUUCCUUCUUUCAAUGGCCUGGCAAAUGAGUCGAGCGAGUCCUGAGGUCCUAUCCAAAGUUCUCGGAAUCUGCGAAAAAUAUGAUCAACUAAGCAAGGCGGAUUAUCAAAUCCUUUGGCGUAAAUUAUUUCUGGGCGGUAUCUUGUGGACCCGGUCUCAAGCCCCACGCUAUUGGGUUAUUGAUGCCUUGGAUGAAUGCAUGUCAGGGAAUGAGCUGCUUCGUGUGCUUUUGAAAAUUCCAGAGGGAGCAAAUCUACGCAUCUUUGUUACGUCUAGAAAAAAGAUCGAACUGAAAGGGAUACCUUUCUCACCGAGUUUGAACAUCAAGUCAGAAGAAAUCUUAGUGGAGGAUACAAGGUCUGACAUAAAACUCUACCUUGAUGCAAAUUUUGAUCAACUUCCUGUAUCAGAUCAGCAAACUCGGCAAGACUUGGUGGCUCUGAUACUGGAGAAAUCCGACGGUUGCUUUCUGUGGGUUAGCUUGGUUCUGCGGGAACUGCGUAUGGUUCAUACCAUCUCCGAUGUUCAAGAGGUCCUUGCAGCCGUUCCUACAGACAUGGGUGUCCUAUAUUCUCGCAUAUUGGACACAUUAUCUGAAACUCGACGUGGUGAGGAGCUCGUCAAAUCUGUCUUAAGGUGGACUGUGUGCUCUGCCCGGCCCCUCAAAACAGAUGAACUUUCCCACGCUCUUCAAUUCGACCUCAACGACAACAUUAAUGCCGUCGAGAGUGUGAUAUCUAUGUGCGGGCAGCUAGUCUUUAUUGACUCGCAGUCUCGAGUGCGAAUAGUUCACCAAACUGCACGGCAGUUUCUCCUUCGCCCGGAUAUUGAUUCAGUGUUUGCGAUUAACAAGGAGUUCGCCCAUACUAGGAUCCUCCUAGCUUGCAUGAAAUAUCUGACCAGCGAUGAGAUAAGAGGGCCAUCUGCGCGCAAGAGAUCUGGUUCCAAAAGCCUCCUGGAGCUCUGUUCAUUUGCAGAGUAUGCCUGUACAAUGUUCUUCCAGCACUUGAGCUUCGCAUCUUCGGCGGAUGAUCAAAUCGCGUUAAUACUGGCACGGUUCUUGUCCUCUACCAACGUCCUAAUGUGGAUAACAUAUGUCGCUGCUCAACAGUCCAACCUUAAUUUACUGAUUGAAACUGCAAAGGCCUUGAAACAAUACUUCCAAAGGAGAAGCAAGCAUCAGAGCUCAUUUGGCAAAGAAUUCGUGAUAAUUGAUGCUUGGUCAACAGAUCUAGUGUGUCUCGUCUCUCAUUUUGGGACAUGCUUAUUAGCUUCGCCAUCCUCGAUCUUUACGCUCAUUCCACCCCUCUGUCCAGCGGAUUCAGCCUUGAGAAAGCAGUUUGGGUCGACUGGACGCGGGAUUUCCAUACUUGGACUAUCAGCAAGAGCCUGGGGUGAUUGUCUCUCUACUGUUAUCGAGCCCCAUGAUCAAUACGCCGCCCUUGCGGUUUCCAAAACGCAAUUCGCUAUCGGUAUGGCAAGUGGGAAGAUAACAAUCUAUGACCAGACCACUUGCCAACAACUAAGGACUUUAAAACAUCAAGAGGCUGUGGGGGUAUUGAAAUUUGACAAUGCGGCUGGUACACUUGUGUCUGCAGGCACCAGUUUUGUCCAUGUGUGGGACGUGACCUCAGGAAAGAAGCUUUGGGGUUUCAACAUCUCCGACCAAUGCUUGCCGCUAGAGUUCGCAGACCAAGAUCGACUACUGCUAGGUGCCUUGGGCAAUAAUUGUGUCACGAUCUGGGACAUGACCACGGGAAUUGUAAGAGAGAUCGCAGGCUGGACAGAAGAUCUUAUCACACUCGCUUACGCAUCCCUACGACCAAUUUCCGCCAAAUUCUGCCCAGACGCUACUUUGCUCGCUGUGCUGUAUACGGGAGAAGAUAUCGUUCUCUGGGAUUUGGAGCUCGACGGAGAAUAUACCAUUUUCAGUCGAGGCGCUGGAGCCGAGGUCAUCUGCGUUGCCUUUAGCAACGCUAACAACAAGUAUUUCGUUGCCUCUUACAGGGAUGGCGAUCUGGUGUUGUUUGAUAGGUCAGAGUUCCAAAUUGUCAGGAGAAUACUUGCCAAUGCACAAGUCAUGACUUGCUCCCCGGACGGGCGGACUUUAGCUUGCGGUGAUCUCCAUGGAAAUAUAUCAAUAUUCGACUUUGAAGGACUCGAGCUCUUGUAUAGAAUACGCACAGACGGAUGCAUACAACGGCUGGAGUUUAGCGGUGAUGGUCGAUGCCUCCUUGACAUGCGCGAACGGCAGUGCCAUAUCUGGAGCCCGGAGGUCUUUUUAAGACCUGACCUUUCUGCUGAGGACAGUGGUUAUGCGUCGGUGUCAUUGGCCCCGGCCCAGGAAGUCAAAUGCGCGGAGUAUGGUAGUCCUGCAAAUAUCACCUCUAUUGCAAUUUACGGCGACCGUGAGCACAUCUUUGUUGGGAAAGGAGAUGGUUCAGUCUCCUUGUUCGAUGCAAAUUGCGGGAAGCAGCUUCGAACGUUAUUCAGUCUUGGGCGUGUCAUCAGCCUUCACUUUGACAAUGCAAGCGACACAUUGAUCAGCCUGGACGAUUCCGGUCGCGUCAUGAUUCAUCAUUGCACCGACUUUGCGGAAACCUCGGAAGAGUUGAAGCCGUCCUUCGAUCAGGAAUUCUCGGAGGCCAUUCGUCAGGUGCUUGGCAAUAUUGGCCACACUCGACUACUUGUGUCUUCGAGCUUAAAAGAUAUGCUGUGGACAAUAUCUAGCAAUGGCAACUUGAUCACAAAGACAAUCGAAUGGAAGAACCGAGAGUCAUUUAGAUGGGCCAGCCACCCUUCUCAGCAGGACAAAUUGGUUCUACUUAUCGGCAGCGUUCUCCAUUUCUACGAAUGGUCCACCUUGAACCGACUGACUGGGCCACAAGGGAUACCACUGGAGCUUACCAGGCCUCCCGCUGUUAACAUUAAGGCUAUCAUGCUAUGUUUUGGAGAUAAUUUCUUUGCAACACUAUUUAGCGACGUCACAGCGCCGCACUGUAACCUCAGAGGGUUCCUUUGGGAUACCUCAGAUUUCCCCGAAGAUUUGACAUCUCCGUUUCAGACUCAACCAUACUGCAUUCUUGAUGAAGGAGUUCGACAUCUCAUUGGCUAUUAUGGCCGAAAUCUCGUGUACCUGACGCAUGACGGAUGGAUCUAG
Messenger RNA from Hyaloscypha bicolor E, 4398 nucleotides. RefSeq names its product WD40 repeat-like protein. Gene Ontology annotation, molecular function: protein binding. Bases 1 to 4398 code for a protein of 1465 amino acids. The transcript has a single exon. The record is from RefSeq and is a predicted model, not a curated record. Lineage: Eukaryota; Fungi; Ascomycota; Leotiomycetes; Helotiales; Hyaloscyphaceae.